AUUGAUUUUUAUAGCAAUACACGUAGACAACGUAAGAAUCGAAAAAAUGAGUUACCUGAAAAGCAUCAAGAAUGUAUAUCCAGUGUCCAAAACAGAAAGCUAAGAAAAAUAGCUGCAGAAACUACUGAAGAACCAGUAAUUAUAGCAACAAAUCAAACUGAUGAGAGCAUUACUACGUCUCAAAGUGAAGAAAAUACAGCAACUAUACCUCAAAAUGAUGAUAAUAUUGUAGAAACAAAU
Molecule: messenger RNA, 240 nt
Organism: Racocetra fulgida
Lineage: Eukaryota; Fungi; Glomeromycota; Glomeromycetes; Diversisporales; Gigasporaceae
Source: the annotation of a GenBank genome assembly